AUGGUCAAUCAUCAAACAGUUCAUAAUAGAGAGAAGCCUUAUGAAUGUAACUAUUGUGGAAAAGCCUUCCGCUCAAGCUCAUACCUUAUUCAACAUCAGAGAACUCAUACUGGGGAGAAACCUUAUGAAUGCAAUGAUUGUGGAAAAACCUUCCGCUGGAGCUCACAAUUUACUCAACAUCAAAGACUGCAUAGUGGAGUGAAACUUUAUAAAUGUAAUGAUUGUGGGAAAGUAUUUCCCAAUAAGACAUACCUUAGUGAACAUCAGAGAAUUCAUACCGGAGAGAAACCUUAUGAAUGUAAUGAUUGUGGAAAGACUUUUCGAUGGAGUUCACAAUUAACUCUUCAUCAGAGAACUCAUACUGGAGAGAAACCUUAUAAAUGUAAUAAUUGUGAGAGGGCCUUCCGUAGCAAAUUGCAUCUUACUCGACAUCAGAGACUUCAUACUGGAGAGAAACCUUAUGAGUGCCAUGAAUGUGGUGAGGCCUUCCGCUGGAGCUCACAGUUGACUGUACAUCGGAAAAUUCAUACUGGUGAUGCUCCUUACAAAUGUGAUGAUUGUGGAAAGGUAUUCUGUUGGAGCUCACAGUUUAUUGAACACCAAAGAAUCCAUACUGGAGAAAAACCCUAUAAGUGUAAUGAUUGUGGAAAGGCCUUUGGCUGGCUCUCACAGUUUACUCGACAUCUAAGGAUACAUACAGGAGAGAAAACCUAUAAAUGUUAUGAAUGUGGAAAGACAUUCCUUGACAGUACAUAUCUUACUGAACAUCAGAGAAUUCAUACUGGAGAGAAACCUUAUGAAUGUAAUGAUUGUGGAAAAGUCUUCCAUUGGAGUUCAUACCUUACUCAACACCAAAAGACUCAUACUGGAGAGAAGCCUUAUAAAUGUAAUGAAUGCGGAAAGAACUUCUGCUGGAGAUCACAGUUUACUCAACAUCAGAGGCAACAUACUGGACUGAAACUAUAUAAGUGUAAUGAUUGUGGGAAAUCAUUCCUUAACAAGACAUAUCUUACUCAACAUAGGAGGACUCAUACCAGAGAGAAGCCCUAUAAGUGUAAUGAGUGUGGAAAGAACUUUCGCUGGAGCUCACAGUUUACUCAACAUCAGAGACUGCAUACUGGAGUAAAACUCUAUCCAUGUAAUGAUUGUGGAAAGUCAUUCCUUAGUAACACAUACCUUACUCAGCAUAAGAGGACUCAUACAAGAGAGAAGCCUUAUAAGUGUAAUGAUUGUGGGAGGACCUUCCGAUGGAGCUCACAGUUUACUCAGCAUCAAAGACUACAUACUGGAGUAAAACUUUUUAAAUGUAAUGAUUGUGGGAAGGUAUUUCCCAAUAAGACAUACCUUAGUGAACAUCAGAGAAUUCAUACUGGAGAGAAACCUUUUGAAUGUAAUGAUUGUGGGAGGGCCUUCCGAUGGAGUUCACAGUUAACUAUACAUCAGAGAACUCAUACUGGAGAGAAGCCUUAUAAGUGUAACAGUUGUGAGAAAGCUUUCCGUUGCAAAUUAAACCUUAAUCGACAUCAGAGAAUUCAUAUUGCAAAAAAAUAA
Molecule: messenger RNA, 1551 nt
Organism: Gracilinanus agilis (Agile Gracile Mouse Opossum)
Lineage: Eukaryota; Metazoa; Chordata; Mammalia; Didelphimorphia; Didelphidae
Product: zinc finger protein 420-like
Exons: 2
Coding region: 1-1551 (516 amino acids)
Biological process (GO): regulation of transcription by RNA polymerase II
Molecular function (GO): DNA-binding transcription factor activity, RNA polymerase II-specific; RNA polymerase II cis-regulatory region sequence-specific DNA binding
Source: RefSeq, a predicted model, not a curated record